GGAGCAUCUUUUUAGGCUUUAGCAUUUAGUAGCUCCCUUUCUCUCUCUCUCUCUCUCACUCAUGCCUACACACAAUCCCACGAUCUCCCUGUGGGGUUUUAAAAAGAAAAUACAGAAUCUUUUCUCGAAAGAUUUGUACUUUAAUCUCCAUUGAAGAAACCAAACCCUCCUCAUUCUCAUUCUGAAGGUGGUUUUUCUGGAAUGGAAUCUGUCUUCUCAGGAUUUGUGCUUGACCCUGAAAAAUGUAAUCAACUGAGCUUAGAAGAAAAAAGAAAACUUGUUCACCGUAUCGCUCAAUGGUCAGAAGACGCCCCGAAAAUUCUUAGUUCGUUGACUCGUAAAGAGCUUCUUGAAAUCAUAUGUGCAGAAAUGGGAAAAGAAAGAAAAUACAGUGGAUUCACAAAACUUAGAAUGAUAGAACACCUUCUUAAACUUGUCUCCAAAAACACAACAACAACAACAACCGGAAGCUCACUUGAUUUUUCACCAUCAAAGAAGCAAAAACAUGAGGAACAACCUAGUAAUAAUAGUACCACAUUUGAGACUAAAAAAGACCACCAAACUAAAACUCGGGUUUGUCAAAAUUUAGCAUGCAAAGCGAGUAUGUGGCCGAAAGAUGCUUUUUGCAAGAGGUGUUCGUGUUGUAUCUGUCAUCAGUUUGAUGAUAAUAAGGAUCCUAGUUUAUGGUUAACAUGUGAUCGUGAUUCGGAUUCUUGUAAUGAAGAAGGUGAUGAACCGUGUGGUAUGUCCUGCCAUUUAAAUUGUGCUCUUAAUCAUCAGAGGGCUGGCAUAUCAACAAACGGUCACUACCCCAAGCUGGAUGGUGGUUUCUAUUGCGUUUCCUGUGGAAAGUUAAACCGAUUAAUGAGGACCUGGAGAAAGCAGCUGGUUUUUGCUAAUGAAGCCAGAAGAGUUGAUGCGUUGUGUCUACGCGUGUCUCUAAGCCACAAGAUUCUUCAAGGGACAGUGAAAUAUCACAAGUUGUUGAAGAUUGUUGAAUCUGCAGCAAAGAUACUUGAAAGUGAAGUGGGACCCAUUGGUUUAGCAUCUGUGAAAAUGGACCGUCGACUUGUUAACCGGCUUUCAUGCAGCACUGAGGUUCAAAAGCUCUGCACUUGUGCAAUUGAAGCUUUUGAUUCCUUGUGCUCCAAUUCAAGCUUAAACCAUUUCCAACCAAACAGACUUCCAACAUGUCGGAUUUCAUUUGAAGAAACUACUCCAACUUCAGUAACAAUCGCCCUAGAUUACGAAGCACAUUUAUUUGAAGAUUUCUUCGGCUGCAGAAUCUGGCACAGAAUGUCAACCGUCAAACAAUAUCCAAAAGAAGCAACAUACAUCGUGCUAAAUCCGGAAAAAAGAUUCAAACUCACAAAUCUUAAUCCAUCAACAGAGUAUUCUUGCAUGGUUUCUUUCUUUAGCAACAAGAAAGUCCUAGGAUUUUGGGAGUCAAAGUGGUCAACAACAGAAGUCAAUGCUAACACACAAACAGAUUCCACAACUGAUUUUCCUUGCACCCCAUGCAAAUCUGAUGGUACCACUAAGAAGAACACAUAUGAAUAUGCAGUGGGAGUGAUUAGAAGUUUGGAGCAUAAUGGACACUUGAGUAAGGAUUUUAGAGUCAAGUUUCUUACCUGGUUUAGUUUGAAGGCUACAAUGCAGCAAAGAAGAAUUGUGAAUGUUUUUGUGGAUGCUUUGAUUGAUGAUCCUCCAAGUUUGGCUGAGCAGCUCCUUGAUACGUUUACCGAUGAAAUUUGUGGUCAUGAGUGACUUUACUUUGGGGUUUCGGUUUCAAAUUGGUUUUUGGUGUUGAUUUUAAGGAAAAAACUUGGUUAGCUAUGUUUCCUUUUUAUUCAUUUGGAUAGCUAACUAUUAAGAUCUAUCUUUAGGAUUUUUGUUGAUGAUUAUGGAACCAGUUGCUUUCGGUAUCA
Molecule: messenger RNA, 1928 nt
Organism: Helianthus annuus (common sunflower)
Lineage: Eukaryota; Viridiplantae; Streptophyta; Magnoliopsida; Asterales; Asteraceae
Product: VIN3-like protein 2
Exons: 4
Coding region: 202-1767 (521 amino acids)
Biological process (GO): vernalization response; epigenetic regulation of gene expression
Molecular function (GO): protein binding
Source: RefSeq, a predicted model, not a curated record